Messenger RNA from Ilex paraguariensis (yerba mate), 750 nucleotides. The record is from the annotation of a GenBank genome assembly. NCBI's taxonomy places the organism in Eukaryota, Viridiplantae, Streptophyta, Magnoliopsida, Aquifoliales, Aquifoliaceae.
AUGGAGAUUACGAUUGAUCAUAAGCAUUUUAAAGUCAAGUUUGAAGGUUUGCAUGGUGAACUUAUUCGCAUAACGGAAUGGAAUCGGUUAGGAUAUUUCUCAUGCUUAGUGAAUAGAAGUUGUGUGAGAUGGUUGAAGGAGAUGUUUUCUAAAGCUAUAUCCAGGAAUCGACAAGAUAUUUUCUUUAGAAAGUUUAGGAGGGAUGAAUAUUGUAUGUGGAUGGAAUUGAAAAAUAGCAGGUUUGGGGAGUUUGCCAUGAUUACACAAAUGAUGAAUAAUGGUGGAAGGAAUACUAUGACACAAGAAGAAGAAAAUCAAAGUCUGAUGGUGGUAUCAAAAUGUAGAGUCAAAGAGCAAGGAAAUGGGGCAUGGGCUGAGAUGCAUAAGGAAAAUACUCCUGCAAAUGUUAACGGGGAUGAAAAUACGCUUAAAGAAGAGGUUAAAUGGAGCAAUGCAAUGCUUGCCGCGAGAGAGUGGUAUGACAAUGCUGAGUUGGAGAAGAGUUUGGAGGAUUCAUUAUAUUGUUGUGAUAUUGAUGACGUGAGAAAGAUACAGACUAAUGAGGUAUAUGGUGAUAUUGCGAGAACGUUUACCGACGAUAAGUUGAUAUCUGUUCAAGAAGAAGGUAAUAUGAUACUCCAUCACGAAUCUAAGGGUGGGAGUGUCAAUAUCCGUAUUGGUUCUGGGUCUAAUUGUGUUGCUGGGAUGACAUGGAAUAGAGUGAGAAAAUGGCAAUGUUAUAUUCAGUGA